AUGCCUGCUAUCGAAGGAACUGCCGCCGGCAGCCGCUCUUCUCCUCUCUGGUCCAGCGACGAAGUCACUGUACUCUUCGUCCUCGGUGGUCCUGGUGCAGGAAAGGGCACUCAAUGUACAAAGCUCGUCAGCGACUAUGGCUUCAAGCAUCUCUCUGCUGGCGACCUGCUUCGUGAGGAGCAGGACCGUGCGGGCAGCGAGUUCGGCGAGAUGAUCAAGACAUACAUCAAGGAGGGCACCAUUGUGCCAAUGGAGGUCACUGUUCAGCUGCUGGAGAAUGCUAUGAAGAGUAGCAUUGAGAGUGGUGAGAACCACGGAAAAUUGUUCUUGAUUGAUGGCUUCCCACGAAAACUCGACCAAGCUCACGCAUUCGAGCGCUCUGUCUGCCCUUCCAAGUUCACCAUCUUUUUUGACUGCUCCGAGGCUGUCAUGGAGAAGAGACUUCUCCACCGUGGCGAGACAUCCGGCCGCGCGGACGAUAACCCGGAGAGUAUCCGAAAGCGCUUCAGGACAUUCGUGGAGACAAGCAUGCCUGUGGUCAAAGAGUUUGAAUUGCAGGACAGGGUUGUCAAGAUAAACGCGGAACAGGAGCCAGACCAGGUCUACCGGGAUGUGCAGGAGAAGCUCAAGGAGCGUGGCGUAAAGCCCAUCAAUCUUACAUUUGUACAGACACAGGCUUCAUAG
Molecule: messenger RNA, 684 nt
Organism: Alternaria burnsii
Lineage: Eukaryota; Fungi; Ascomycota; Dothideomycetes; Pleosporales; Pleosporaceae
Product: ump-cmp kinase
Exons: 2
Coding region: 1-684 (227 amino acids)
Biological process (GO): UDP biosynthetic process; 'de novo' pyrimidine nucleobase biosynthetic process; CDP biosynthetic process
Cellular component (GO): nucleus; cytoplasm
Molecular function (GO): UMP kinase activity; ATP binding
Source: RefSeq, a predicted model, not a curated record